AUGUCAAGGUUGUCCCUUAGUCCAAGGAGUUUCCUGCUCCGAUGCAGACAAUCAUAUAGCACUUCGGCGCGCUACCUACAAGAAGCACGGCCGCCAACUGCGCCGAAGCAGCAACCGCCUCUCUCACAGAUCAGACACAACGUCGAAGCAUACGAAAAAAAUGUCGUGGUACGAAACUACAGGAGCCACAAGGGCAUCCCUGGUGAGAUCCGAGAUAACGUGGAGGAAAUCAACGAGAUCGACAGUUUGCUGAAGGAGCCCCGUCAGAGGUUGAAAGAGCUGCAGAAACAAGUGAACAAGGACAAGAACUCAAGAGAAGCUGCAAUUGCAGAGAUGAGGCCGAUUCGAGAACAGAUGGAAUCACUUUUGAAAAGGCAGGAUGAGAUUUCCGACAAAACCCAUAGUCUGGCUGUGUCGCUGCCGAAUCUGACGUCUGCAACAACACCGCUUGACGGCGAGCCAAAACUGAUACAAUAUAUCAAUUACGAUCCCGAGCAUCCACCAACCUACGGCAAGUCUGCAGACCAUACGAUGAUAGGGGAUAAGCUGAAACUCUUGGAUUUCACGUCCUCUUCCUCAACCUCGGGUUGGGGAUUCUAUUACUUAUUGAACGAAGCAGCUCGACUUGAGCAAGCACUCAUCCAGUUCGCUCUCUCCCAAGCCAUGAAACGUGGCUGGUCAGUGGUCAGCCCUCCGUCCCUGGUCUACUCCCACAUGGCCGCAUCCUGUGGAUUCCAACCACGAGAUCAAAAUGACGAACAGCAGAUAUGGCAAGUUGCACAGUCAGAGAGGGAUGCUGGGAAACCGACCAGGAGCCUAGCAGCCACAGCGGAGAUUCCACUAGCCGGCCUGUAUGCGAACAAGGGCAUUCCAGAAGCAGAGUUGCCCAUAAAACUCGUUGGAAGCAGUCGGUGCUAUCGAGCAGAGGCCGGCGCACGUGGAGUCGACACCAGGGGUCUUUAUCGUGUGCAUGAGUUCACCAAGGUCGAAAUGUUCGGCUGGUCGAAUUGCCCUACCCCCGAUGAGAAUAUUCCGAGCGACGCGGAGCUGACAGUCGAUUCGUCGCGCGUAUGGAGAGAAAUGGUCGAGAUCCAGAUUGACAUCUUGAAAUCCUUGGGGCUGCCAUGUCGUGUACUGCAGAUGCCGUCUACAGAUCUCGGUGCCAGUGCAUUCUGCAAGAUCGACAUCGAGGCCAUGUUCCCAUCCCGCAGGAAUCGCGAUGAUGGAUGGGGUGAAGUCACGUCAGCCUCGAAUUGCACCGACUAUCAAAGCAGAAGGCUCGACACGAGAAUUGUAGAGGCGAAUGGUUCGCGAAAGAAGUUCGCACACACGGUGAAUGGCACCGCAAUGGCGAUCCCACGGGUCCUUGCUGCUAUCUUGGAAAAUGGAUGGCGGGAGGAGCAGGGCUGUGUGAUUAUUCCAGAAGUGCUGAGAGAGUAUAUGGGCGGCAUGAAGCAGAUUGGACCAAAGUAA
This is a messenger RNA of Exophiala bonariae, 1473 nucleotides long. RefSeq lists its product as uncharacterized. Gene Ontology annotation, biological process: mitochondrial seryl-tRNA aminoacylation. NCBI's taxonomy places the organism in Eukaryota, Fungi, Ascomycota, Eurotiomycetes, Chaetothyriales, Herpotrichiellaceae. The transcript has a single exon. Gene Ontology annotation, molecular function: tRNA binding; ATP binding; serine-tRNA ligase activity. The record is from RefSeq and is a predicted model, not a curated record. Bases 1 to 1473 code for a protein of 490 amino acids. Gene Ontology annotation, cellular component: mitochondrion.